UGAGAAUGGAAACUUGCUCGUGUUAGUGAAAGUCCAUUCGGGCAUCAAAAGUUGAGAUACGUUCUUAGCGUGGGAAAAUGAAUACACUUUUCUUGAAUUUCUUUCUCAAUUUAUAUUUAUAUUUAUAUUGUUGUUUUGUACGUUUUUUGUUUUGUUAUAGACAGUUAAACACUAAGCGUGACUUCAUCGCAAAUAAAGUAGCGAAACCAACGAAACGAUUAUGUACCAACCAACCCCCUCUUUCGCCGAAGCUAGCUUUGGACAGGUAAAACCAAGAAACGGAAUGUGUAGUCGUGAUCCCUACGCUCCCCUUCCAUAUGUCAUGUCGCAGUGGGGAAAGGAAAAUG
Aaosphaeria arxii CBS 175.79 is the source of this 347-nucleotide messenger RNA. RefSeq lists its product as uncharacterized. Bases 78 to 269 code for a protein of 63 amino acids. The transcript has a single exon. NCBI's taxonomy places the organism in Eukaryota, Fungi, Ascomycota, Dothideomycetes, Pleosporales. The record is from RefSeq and is a predicted model, not a curated record.